AUCCCGACCUCCCCGGCUUCGGUCGUCCGCGUUUCGUUCCGAAGCCACGCGUUGAUGGUGCUGUCCGAGGUCCGCCUGAAAGUAGGCCAACUCAGUUGCUCUCGAGCGGUGUUCCGAGAUAAGCGUCUGUACCGUUUGCUGGUCCACAAACGGGUUCUUUUCCUUUCGUAGCCCACAUUCCUUCGGUUGGGGCAGCAUAUGAGACUUUACAUAUACCCGUCAUUGCCGCCGCCAUCUCUGUGAAGCAAUUUGUACGCGCGCGGGUGUGUUUGUUGUUGUUCUGGUCCUCCGACCGUGGUGUAUCCGAAUUCGCGAUUUUCGUGGUCGCCAAGGGUGGGGGAAUCGAUCCGAGACGCAGGCAAAAGGAAUGUGUGUGAUUCAAAGAGCGGCAGAAAUAAUUUUUGGUUGCUCCUUUUUCGGUGGGGGCUGAAGGGCCCACAUUCGCCGCAAGCCAUGGGCGGUUGAAAAUUGAUUAUUAAUAGCGUUAAAGCGGCAGGACCGAGCCCUUCAGUGGUUUUACAUUACAUUGAAUAAAUCCGGUAUGGGCGGAGGAAAGCUCCAGAAAUGUGUGGGGGUUGUUGCGUUGUGCGUGAGAAGUGCUCAUCGAUUUGUUCGUAUCUCUUGCCAUAAAUCAAAAUAUAUGUGUGCCAUGACAGUGGCGGGGGUGUUGCAACAUUAGUUUAACUUCAGACGUGAUCUGCGUUCCUGAGGAGAAGAAACAAGAGCCCAAAACCUGUGAGUGAAUUGUUUGCCGGUCUAGUGAGCACCAGAUUGCAAAAUUUGUGGCACAAACAUGUCGAAUCAGUGUUAGACAACUAAAUCGAUUUUGCUAAUCUCGUUGGUAUGUGUGCGCUUCAAGCUGUGGUAACAGAAAUGCUCAAAGUGCCAGUGGAAGGGUUUACAUGAAGUAGGAAAAUUAUCAGUGAUUUUGUGAAUCAGCCAGAAACGUAAACGACAACCGUCACCUCAAAUACAACGAAAAUUCUUGCUGACAGUUUGAAUAUACCCGGCGAACGAGGAUUAUCAGCGAGGACCACCCGCAGCGAACGGGAAGAUCCGACAGUGACAGACAGAGAGGGAAAGUGAUCGACCCUUAGCACAAAGCAUCUGAUCUGAACAUAAAAUCAGCCAUCAUUACUUCAAAAUGGUUGGCUUAGGUACGACCGCAACGGGGAAUUAAAACCAUUUAUCGGGUAGCAGCAGCCCUGUUGGCAAAUAAAAAGGUACGAAAAAGAAACAAGCAAGCUGAAUGGAACAUAAAUUGGAGAGACGAUAAAUUUUCUUUGCCCCCCAACCAAAGGGGCUGGCAGGCAGUGGCCUGGCAAGGUUUGAGGGCACCCAAUAAAAGCAAAGAAUACGAAAAGAGUUGGGAAUGUAGUGUGCUUCGGUUGAUUUUUGCCGUUGCUUUUUCUAUAGGGGGUUGGGAAAAGCACCAUUAAAACGAGGACGGUUGCUAACGUUUGGUGUUUUCCAAAAUAAAUAUUUUCCAUCCGAUCGGGGGAUAUUGUGUGUGAAGAAAAGUUUCGCAACGCUCGAGAGAUGCCGACGGGGGUAAACGGAUAAAAAGUAUUUAUCUCGGCUGCCUUCCCGCAGGAAAGGUUUUCCUCUUCAACGGCAAGUGCAAAGUGUCGCGCCAGGAAGGCAGGAAUUGAGCCCGGCGACAUCCCAAGAAAGUCCCAAAUAAAUCAAGGGUGAACAUAGUUGAAGAAAAACAACAAAAAAACGAACUUUCACCGUCCGACACCAGCAUUACCGGCGGCUUGGGGUUUGUGACAAAUGUUAUUGUGACCCGUUUCAAGCGUCAAUUUGUUCGACGAGGUGAGCGUAAAUUAACUCCCCCGAAACAUUGACCGGUGAAUGGACAGAAACACGGCGUCGGGAAGUGAACCACCGGGAGAAACAAAAAAAGCUGCGUUAAAAUGUUCUGAUAAAGUCGGAUAAAUCCAAUUCGAAACAACACGCACAAAUGGCACGCACAUGUGAUCCUUGCUACCAAGAUUUAUUGAUUGGCCUAGGCUAUAAUCGAUCCGAUUAAAACUGCCGUCGUUGCGAGGGCUACCGUUUCAUCGAACGGCUCGAAAGCUGCCAUCAUCAGCCUGGCUUAUUCAAACCCGUGGCAGUCGGAUUAAAGCAGGAGCGUCGCAUUGGCUGCGAAGAUUGAGACGACCUUCGUCAUUUUUUUAUAUCGAAACCGACGUCACCCUUGCCGCCGCCGCCGCCGCCGCCACCAGACACCAUCACCGUAAGUUGUGGUGGGUGCUGGGUGGGGGCCAUGCGUCGCCGGAAGCCUGUCGAGGGCUUCCUACUGUGUGGUCUCUUCUUCUGGACGCUACUGGUGCAUCUGAUCUCGACAUGUUUGGCGAUACAGCUGGAGGAACGUAUGGAGAUCGUGCGAAAAGUGCUGAAGGAAGUGCCUUUGAUCGAUGGUCACAACGAUCUGCCAUGGAAUAUACGCAAAUUUCUCAAGAACCAGCUGCGGGAGUUUCGAUUCGGCGAAGAUCUCCGCGAUAUCACACCAUGGUCAACGAGCGCCUGGAGUCACACCGAUUUGCGCCGGUUGAAGGAGGGAAUGGUAGCAGCACAGUUCUGGUCAGCAUAUGCGCCCUGCUCCUCACAGCACCUAGAUGCCGUACAGCUGACGUUAGAGCAGAUAGACUUAAUACGCAGAUUAGUGAAUCUCUACCCGCAGCAUAUGGCUCUCGUGACGACAGCCGACGGAAUCGAGGAAAGCCAUCGCACCGGAAAGCUGGCCAGUCUGAUCGGCAUCGAAGGCGGCCACUCGAUCGGGACCAGUCUUGGGGUGCUGAGAACGUUCUAUCAGUUGGGAGCGCGCUAUCUCACCCUCACACACACCUGCAACACUCCGUGGGCCGACUGCUGCAAAGUUGAUGAACCGGGCCGGGUUCCCCACAUUGGGGGCCUGUCCUACUUCGGGAACCUGGUCAUAAGUGAGAUGAAUCGGCUCGGGAUGAUCGUGGACCUGUCCCACGUGUCCGUGCCGACGAUGCUCGAUGCGUUGGCCCAUUCCCGGGCGCCAGUGAUAUUCUCCCACUCGUCAGCCCACGCCAUCUGCAACAGCUCGCGGAACGUGCCAGAUCACGUGCUCAAAAGGCUGUCUGCCAACGGUGGACUGGUGAUGGUUGCAUUCUAUCCACAUUUCGUUAGCUGCGGCGAGAAGGCAACCCUCAAGGAUGUUGUCGCGCACAUAAAUCAUAUCCGGGAUGUGGCCGGAGUGGACCACGUCGGCAUAGGUGCCGGCUACGAUGGCGUUAAUCUGGUGCCGCAAGGGCUGGAGGACGUCUCACGGUAUCCGUAUCUAUUUGCCGAACUGUUGCUGUCGGAAAAGUGGACCGAAGAGGAUAUCGCCAAACUGGCGGGGAGGAAUUUAAUUAGAGUUUUCAAACAAGUAGAACAGGUACGCGACCAGCUGGAUGCUCAGGGCAUGCUACCAAUCGAUCAACCGAUCCCACCGGAGGACAUUCUCGGGAGAUCCUACUGUCGCUACUCUGGCCCGCGGACGUGACGCAAAAGGAACCUCCCCGUAAGCUAGUUAUUCCCGUGAACCAAUCAGACCCCCGUUCGAAGAGUAUCAAUUGUUGAAAGAGUGAAAGCGUGUGAAAGAUUGUAUGGCAAAGAGAACAUAAACGAGAAUUACACCGGCAAACAAAUUAGCACUCAAUUUGUACACAAAAUACUAACAAUACUAGCAUAAAAUCACCCGAACAUACAAAAUAAUAAAAAAAAUAUUUCACCAAACAUUGGCACCGAGAAUACGAGAGAUAGGAACAAUCAAUGAAACAGAGUUCGGUUCUCCUGUUUGCAUCCAUAGAUGAGACGAGGUGUGUUCGCAUAUCAUAAACUAACUCGACUGGAGUCACUAACAAAAUACAUACACACAAGGGCAAACUAGUAAAAUAAAGUUUAAAUCCAACGCGAAAUAAAUCAUCAUGAACUCACUACCGAAUUUUCCAAAAACAACCAAAUUUACGUAUAUUUUUCUAAGAUAGAACAAACAAAGCAAAGCAGAUCUAUCACCGAAAAACAAAACAGUAACGGCGUGAGAAGAAGUCCUCGCUGCUGAACAGAGCGCGUGUGAGGGCCGAUUGCAUCGAGCGUAAAUAAGCGUAACUUCGAGGAACGAAAUAAAAUUCUAAACGAGAAAUUUUUAGGCUAAUGUAAAAAAAAACUGAACAAAAAUGAAACCAAUGAAAGUUAAUCAAAUAAUAACUGUGUAGAAAUUACUGAAACUGUUACAUACAAUAAAACAGAUGCGACGCAA
Molecule: messenger RNA, 4279 nt
Organism: Toxorhynchites rutilus septentrionalis
Lineage: Eukaryota; Metazoa; Arthropoda; Insecta; Diptera; Culicidae
Product: dipeptidase 1
Exons: 12
Coding region: 2273-3523 (416 amino acids)
Biological process (GO): proteolysis
Molecular function (GO): metallodipeptidase activity
Source: RefSeq, a predicted model, not a curated record